AAGUCGUAUCCGCGCCACUCAAACGGUCUCCUCCAUCUCCAAUCCCACUCGCGCGGCCAUGGCGUUGGCCAUGACCUCCACCUCGCCGCAGCCACCGCCUCCCUCCCCACGCCGGCGGUGGCGGCGGCGGCCGCUCCUGCGACCGGGGGUAUCCAGUCCGCCCUCCAGGUGCAGACCCAGCCCGAGCCCCAAAGCCAAGGCCGCCCUCCCGCUCCUCUCCGACGUGGGGCGCGAUCCCACCGCCAUCAAGUACUACUCCCGCGUCGCAUCCAACCUCGUGGGCGCGGGGCGGCUCCGGGAGUUCCUCCUCGCCGCCGAGGGCCUCCGCGCGGCCUCCGGGGACGCUGGAUUCGAGGGGCGCAUCAGCCGGCGCCUCCUCUCGCGCGGCGUCGCCGCGGCGCUCCGCGACCAGGGGCUUCCCCACGUGCUCGAGUUCCUCCGCGACGCCGGCCGCGUCGGGAUCCGCGCCGCCGUGAUGCUCGACGCUGACGCCUACGACACCGUCGCGGCCGCCUGCCGGCUACUGCUGGCUGAGCGCAGCAUGACGGAGUUCGUCGAGGCCGUGGAGGCGCUAGCUCAGUGUGGAUUCUUUGUUCAAGGCAUUGUGGAUCCGAUGGAUGUAUUGAAAAUAUUUGUCAAGAAGCGUGACCCAAAUAUGGCAAUAAGGUAUGCACGUAUAUUUCCUCAAUCCCAACUUUUGCUGUGCAAUACAAUGGAAGCUUUUGGGAAAAGAAAGGAGUUAAAGCAUGCUCUAACAGUCUUUGGAGCACUCAAGGAUCAGUUUGGAGGUAUCAAUAUGUUUGCAUGCCGAAGUAUCAUCGACAUAUGUGGUCAUUGUGGUUCUUCUGUGCAGGCUCGAAUUAUAUUCGAGGGGCUUCUUGCUGAUAAGAUUACUCCAAAUGUCUAUGUCUUCAACAGCCUUAUGAAUGUGAAUGCCCAUAGCUUCAGCUACAACUUUUCAGUCUACAAGCACAUGCAAAAUCUUGGCGUCCCUCCUGAUUUGACAUCAUAUAACAUUCUUCUGAAGACAUGCUGCAACGCUAAGGAGUAUAAGUUGGCUCAAGAAAUUUAUGAGGAAAUUAAGAAAAAGGAACAGAACGGUCUUUUAAAGUUAGAUGUUUUUACAUACAGUACAAUGAUGAAGGUGUUUGCAGAUGCAAAAAUGUGGAAGCUGGCUUCCGACAUCAAACAGGAUAUGCAAUCAGCUGGUGUUCGUCUUAACCUAGUCACAUGGUCAUCAUUAAUCAACGCCUAUGCAAAUUCUGGUUUAGUUGACCGUGCCAUAGAGAUACUUGAAGAAAUGACAAGGGAUGGUUGUCAACCUACUGCUCCAUGCUUCAAUAUUAUCCUUACUGGUUGUGUUAAGUCAUGCCAGUAUGAUAGAGCUUUCCGCUUGUUCUAUGACUGGAAAGAAUAUGGAGUCAAGAUAUCUCUAUCCCCUGAACAGAAAGGAUGUUUUGGUGACAACUUCUCAUACUGUGAAGAACAUACAAGUAACAGCAGUACUCUGUUAGUGGUUCCAUUUAGACCAACAGUUACAACAUAUAAUAUUCUAAUGAAGGCCUGUGGCACAAAUGGAGAACGCGCAAAAUCUGUAAUGAAUGAAAUGAGGCGAAAUGGCCUUUGCCCUGACCUUAUUAGCUGGUCUAUUCUGAUGGAUAUUUAUGGGUCAUCUCAAAACAGGGAUGGAGCUAUUCAGGCACUCAGAAGAAUGCAACGUGUUGGAAUGAAACUUAAUGUCACUGCAUAUACUGUUGCUAUUAAGGCAUGCGUUGAAAACAAAGACUUGAAGUUGGCAUUGCACUUGUUUGAAGAAAUGAAAGCACAUCAACUGAAACCCAAUUUGGUCACAUACAAGACUCUUUUGACAGCACGCAAUAAAUAUGGAUCAUUACAGGAAGUCCAGCAAUGUUUGGCAAUCUAUCAAGAAAUGAGAAAGGCUGGGUAUCAAGCAAAUGACUAUUACCUCAAGAAUUUGAUAGUGGAAUGGUGUGAAGGAGUUUUGUCUAGCGGUAAUGGAAAUCGAGAAUAUUACCAAUUGGAUCAGAGGAAAGAAUCAUUCAAGCUCGUUCUUGAGAAAGUGACAACAUUCUUGCAGAAAGAUGUUGAUCAAAACCAAACUGUCGAUGUUCGUGGGCUUUCAAAGGUUGAAUCUCGCGUUGUAGUUCUCUCAGUUCUCCGGAAGAUCAAAGAGAAGUAUCUACUAGGACGAGCAGUUCAGGAUGAUGUAGUAAUCAUCACUGGUCAUGGGAAGGCAUCAAGCGCCAAGGCCGAGACUAGUGUUGUCGAGGUCGAGCAUGCAAUAGUUGCUGUUCUGACGGAUGAGUUGGGUCUUGAGGUUUUAAUUGGACCUGGAAGUCGCCCGGCUUCGUCCAAACCCACAGUUCCAGCUCGUUCUAGGAGUCAUUUAGAUCUAGCUUCUAAACAUUUUUCCAGGAGACCGCAGGGGAUGAUAAAGAUCCCGAUCAACUCUCUGAAUCAUUGGUUGAAGAGGAAAGCUGUGAGGACUGUGCAGUGACAGUUCCUCAACCUUUUGCAGAGUCAUCCUAAGAUAAGGUAGUGUAUACAGAUGUACAGGUUGGCUGGUGCUACUCAGUGACAUCAACCCAACACGGUUUCACAAGAAGGAAUUUGUGGACGGCCAUCCAGAUACGGUAAAACAUCAGAAUUAAAGUUAUUAGGUUAUUGCUGGAAACUUGCAAUCCCCGCAAUUCCAUGGAAACUGAAAAACAUGCUGACCGAGUACAGUGAAAUACUCCACUGUCUGUGGAUUUUGAGCACCAUUGCCUAAUAUAGAUUUGUAACAAGUUUGUUCGCUCAAGAUUUGAAACCUGAUUGCAAAACAAAUGUCCAAGAUGCCCAUGGCUGUAUUGUUGUGCCUCUUAAAAACAUGCCAUGAUGUGCUCAGUUACACAUGUGAACAGCUCCAAUUCUACAUUGAUCCAAACAUGGAGUUGGCACAUAAAUGCUGGAAUACAUUGUUUUGAAUACAUGCUCAGGAUACAUGAGUAAUAUCACAGUAACAUUUGAAUUUCC
Molecule: messenger RNA, 3036 nt
Organism: Oryza sativa Japonica Group (Japanese rice)
Lineage: Eukaryota; Viridiplantae; Streptophyta; Magnoliopsida; Poales; Poaceae
Source: RefSeq, a predicted model, not a curated record